GCAUGUUAUGUCAGUGGCCAAAGGGACUUUUUCGUUGAUUUAAACGAUUUCACUCGGGUCCGAAAUCACUGAGGGGUUUACCACCCAAAAAAAUACAAAAAUAAAACGUGUUGCUCAGUGAAGGAAGAGGGUUAUUUGCCAAGUGAAAAGUCGACUGUGAAAGUGAAAGAAGCUCCGUCCACGGGCUGGGCUGAAUAAGGGGGUGAUGUUAAGUGGUAGAGGUUAAAUCUAACCAGUGCACUAACUGAAGAGAAGCAGCCCGCAGUGAACACUCAUGGAUUAUUAACACGCGCAAACUAUUCUGCUGGAGUAAUAAAUUGGUUUCGGUCUCACUCCAUGACAUACUUCAAGGACUUUUACAUAACGAGAACAUGUGAACUACGAUCUCUCCCCGAUUACUGUAAUGUCCCUCUUCCUCGCUCUGAUCGCAGGAUUUUGGAAUAAAUCACCAAAACUGAAAGCGAUGAGAACUGGAAAAUGUGGUUGUAACCAUGGGUGCUUUGAGAAUCACUUGGAAUGUCCUUUGAACACAGAGGUUUGGAAUUCUUUCUUAAUUCUGAGCUGUCUGAGUGCUCUGUUGCCGAUGGCUGACAGUCAUGCAAUGCAGACUCUGCUAGAGCUCCAGAGUGCACUAAAUCAAACAGAACAUUUAUUCAGAAGGUCUGAUGCCCGAAUGUACACACCAAAUAUUGACAAUAUGACUGGAUGCACUAAUAAGUUUAUUGACUGUUAUCUGUUGGAGAUGGAUGUUCUCCUGCAUGAAGAAAACGUUAACGAUCAAUACAAGAUAGGACUUUAUUUAACCAAAUAUUCCGAAUAUAAAUGCUUUGAACAAUAUCCAUGUGAAUUACAAGAACUCACCAGUUCCACAGUGUUCUUUCAAAGGAUGCGGGCAUUUCUCGAAAAACUGACUGCAGAAUGUGUAAUAAAAUCUUAUGUACCUACAUGUGAUUAGAACAAGACAGCAUGUAAAAUAAGCUCAUUUGUAUCUACUAUCAUGUUAAAUUGUGCCAGUGUCUUUUUAUUUUAUUUUUUUAUCAAUAUUUAUAUGUAGCACUAUCCAAAUAUAUCUCAGGCUGUUUUCGAAUGAUUGCCUUGCUGUGAAUGUCUUCUAAAUGUACAUAAUUUUAAGAAAAUAUAUAAAUAGGUUAUGCAAAUAAAUUGUUAUAUAAAUAUUGUUUAAUGUUUUGAUGCAAGGAUAGGUUUAGAUGGUGCUGAAAUAUGGUUUUAUAUCUAUAUAUUCUGCUGUUUUAUAUUCAAUAUCUUGUUACAUUAAAGCACUUUUCAUUAACAGAAUGGAUGGGAUCAUUUAUUCAAAAGUUGAAGUGUUCAAAUGGAUCAUUUCAUAUGUAUGCUCUCCAUUAGUGGUGGAUGAUAUGACUAAAUCUUAUAUAAUGGUAUUAUAAAUUUAUAUCACAUUGUCUUUUUAAUUUUUUGAGGAAUAAUUAUGCAUGUCAUUGAAAUGUUCUCUUUUCCAAUGCUUCUUACCUGUUGAGGUGGUUGGUGCUGCAGGCUGCCUAAUCCAUAGUCUUGUUUAGCCAAUGUUUUGAAUAUUGACAUAAAGUCUGGUCCAGUUUGCAGUUUUGGCCGAGAACCCGCCAACUUGGAUAGAAAGAGCAACCAGUCACGGCUUAUUCAUUUAGUUUGCUCUAAAAAUAAUCUAUGGUAUCUGCUUCUGUUGAAGCUAUCAGUCCGCGUUAUUUAAAUUUCAUUUAAAAAAAGAGACCCGAGCAUGAGUGCUGUUUGCUGUUUUUUGAUUUGCAACUAGUAGCACCUAAUAAACAUGUCCACAUCUGUGGUCAGAGGGACUAAAUUGUGAAAUUGUCAAUAAUACCAAGCUAUAGAAAGUCAUUUUAUUUUUAUUUUUUUUAUCAAAUUGUUUAUUAUGUUUCCAGGAGUGUUGGUUAUUCAUGUUUUUGAGAUGUUACAGACAUUACAAUCAUAAAUUAGCAUAAUUAAUUCUGAUUCAAAGUAAUGUCCAAACAUGUUGAGUGAUCCAAACAUCAUCUGCAGCCUGAAACUGAACUUUUGAUGAGAAGUUUGGAGUGGAUGCACUUAGCUGCGUAGAGAGAUAUAGGAUGCUCCCUUGCUCCCUAUUUAGUGAAUGGCUUAACCUCCAGUGUGCUGUCUGUCUGCACUGGUCUCAGAACAGUUCGAAAUGCACCUUAUUUUCUUCCUAACUCCAUAUAACGUCUCUGAAAGCAACAUGUUUCAGCUUUUUUUGGGGGGGCAGCUGUGGCUCAGGUGGUAGAGCAGGUUGGCCACUAAUCACAGUGUUGGCGGUUCAAUUCCCAGCCCACAUGCCAAAGUGUCCUUGGGCAAGACACUGAACCCCAAGUUGCUCCCAAUGGCAGGCUAGUGCCUUGCAUGGCAGCUCUGCUGUCAUUGGUGUGGGUGAAUGAGUCACAGUGUAAAAUGCUGUGGAACUGUUAAGGUUAAAAAAAAAAAAGCGUUAUAUAAGUGCAGACCAUUUACCAUUUUGGAUGAACCCAUUGAUUCUCAAUGUGAUAAUACACAGUGAAUAAAAUAAUGCAUUUACUAAUUGUAAUGAAUAGAACGGUUUUGUACAGUUAUAACAAAAUAAAAUAGAACAAAAUGUAUGUUAAAAUGAAGAGAAAUGAUCCACAGAUGUGUUUAUGUUGAAAGUUCUUCAAAAUAACCAACAUGUCCCAAAAUCCACUUAUGUGGACAUAAUGUUUAUCAGCGCGGCGACGCACAAAAACAUCCAAACAGGUUUCAAGGAAAAAACUUAAGAGGUUUCUUACCAGAGGCACUUUUGUUGGCUUUGCAUCCAUAGAAGCACUUCACGAAAAUCAACGUCAUGUUGUUGUUUCAAGUGACUUGGUGAGUCAGAAAUCAAACCCUUAAAUGACAGUCUAGAGUCUUGUGAAUUGUAUUCAGUCAGUUUAAAUUCAUUUAAAUUGUGCAUUGCGUAUACCAAAGCCAAAAUACAACCACGCAUGUGGACAUGAGGUCACACGUUGUUAAUAGCAAAAUAUGUGCUGAAAACCUAAACUACCCAUGACCCUAAAGGGAAAUUAUCCACCAAUCAGAGAAUUGCGGUACACAAUGUGCACCAAAAGAGCUCUGCAGUGACUGCCCACUCCCAAUCGUGUCUUACUACACCCUCAAACUACUUAUAUAUUUGUAUAUAUCUGAACAUUUAGCAAAAAAAACAUAAAUAACAUAUAGUUUCUAUACUUAUAAUCAACAACUUAAAAUCUACAUUUUUACAUAUUUCCAUUGUUUUUAAUUCGAUAACAUCAUUCGCAAUGCUUCAUGGGAUUGUAGUUCAUUUACAGUAAGUACCCAGUUUUGUACCUUUGUCUUUUUUUCUGAUUUAUAAAUACUUUUCUGUGUCAAAUCAAAGUUUGUAAUGUUGCGAUUCACCUCACAGCUGGUUGGUUUAGUUCAUGGCUUACAGCUCUUUUAUGGUGGAUUUUAAUGAAAUCCCAAUGGAAAAAUUACUUCCGGAAUUAAGACGGCUGAAAAAGUGGCGUACAGUGUUGCAAUCUACAGCAAUAUAAAUACUCCACCCCA
This is a messenger RNA of Myxocyprinus asiaticus (Chinese sucker), 3540 nucleotides long. It is a transcript of the gene il15, whose product is annotated as interleukin 15. The record is from RefSeq and is a predicted model, not a curated record. Gene Ontology annotation, cellular component: extracellular region. NCBI's taxonomy places the organism in Eukaryota, Metazoa, Chordata, Actinopteri, Cypriniformes, Catostomidae. The coding region runs from base 404 to 955 and encodes 183 amino acids. Gene Ontology annotation, biological process: positive regulation of T cell proliferation; positive regulation of cytokine production; positive regulation of tyrosine phosphorylation of STAT protein. Gene Ontology annotation, molecular function: cytokine activity; cytokine receptor binding. The transcript has 6 exons.